This is a messenger RNA of Linum tenue, 828 nucleotides long. The record is from the annotation of a GenBank genome assembly. NCBI's taxonomy places the organism in Eukaryota, Viridiplantae, Streptophyta, Magnoliopsida, Malpighiales, Linaceae.
GAGGAAACUAGAAGCAGCAGCAGCAGCAGCAGAGGUCCUUAGAAAAUGAAACAAGCUGGGCAACAACUUCAACUUGGGUACCAGGAUUUCGAGCCGACGGCAGAUUGGUUGAGAAAUGAUGCUGAAUCUCACACCUUCCUCCUCUACCUUCCUGGUUUCAGGAAGGAGCAACUGAAGGUUCAGGUGACAUCAGCUGGAAACCUGAGGAUAAGUGGAGAAGGUCCCAUUGUUGGCGACAAUAGAAUCAGCCGGUUCAGACAUGAAGUCUCCAUCUCAUCAUCAUUGUAUGACAUUGAUGGGAUCACUGCAAAGUUCGAAGGUGGCGUGCUUCGGAUCAAACUCCCCAAGAAGCAGCAGCCACAGGAAUCUGAGCCUCUGAAGAAGGCAGACGAACAAGUGCCACAGAAAGAUCAAACAGAUUCAGAAUCGAAUCUGGAGAAACCUAAUCCGCCUACUGAUCCAAAAGUUUCAGCAACGGAUGGCCCUGGAAAUGGCACUUUGAAUGAUCACAAGACUACUCCUCAGGAUGCUGAAGCUGUGAAGCAGGAAACAGCAACUGAAGUUUCUUCCCCUGGUGUAGUGCUGAAUUACAGGGAGUUCUUUGAUGGGAUUGUGACGAAGUUGAAGAUGAUCAAGAGGAGCGAAUCGGCAGGCAUUGUCAUGGCAGCAGGAUUGAUGGGUCUGGUAGUGGGAUUUUGCCUGGAAAAGGCAGUCAGGUCGUUCCAGGGCGGAACAGGGGAUGUAGCUUCAUGAAGAAUGCUUAAACAGUACCAAUUUGGUUUGUCAAGAAAUGAAUUUGAAAAUGGUGCAUGUUUGUGCAGAUGCUGA